AUGACCGUCACCUCGGUGUCUUCUGGGUUUCUUGCGAGGCCGGUACCUAUAUCAGGACCCUCUGCGUCCACCUUGGACUCCUCCAGCCUCGGUGUCGGCGCCCACAUGCAGGAGCUCCGCCGUGUCCGCUCCGGUAUCAUGUCCGAGGAUGUCCCGUUUCCAAGCGCCGCCGAGUACACCACAGCACUCGCCAUGGCCUUUGAGGCCGAGGUUUCCCACUUGGAAUGA
Molecule: messenger RNA, 228 nt
Organism: Neurospora tetraspora
Lineage: Eukaryota; Fungi; Ascomycota; Sordariomycetes; Sordariales; Sordariaceae
Exons: 2
Coding region: 1-228 (75 amino acids)
Source: RefSeq, a predicted model, not a curated record